AUGUGCAGAAAGGUGGGGCGCGCGAACCCAUGCGGAUAUACCGCUAUGUAAAAUGGCGGCGUGAGAGAGGCUCGUUCAAAACAGCGGUUUUUUACCUGAAACGGAGGUUAAUUAACAUCUGUGAGCCGGUGAGCGGAACCAGGAGCGGCCCGGGAAUCAGCCACAGAACCGCCCACAGAGUCAGCCACAGGUCCAGGUCGGAAUUUACAUUCCCGAAAAAGAGAGCAGGUGGGAUGGCGAAGAGGAUCGCUGAUAAAGAGCUGACGGACAGGAACUGGGAUCAGGAGGAGGAGGGAGAGGAGGCCGGGACCUUCUCAGUCGCAAGUGAAGAUGUGUUGAAGAACCGGGCGAUAAAAAAGGCCAAACGCAGAAAUAUCGGAGCCGAGGGCGAGAGCAGCGGAUCCUUCAAAGGUUUUAAAGGGUUUUCUUUGAGCGGGACGGCGGCGAGCGGAGGUUCGACCCCGACGGCGUUUUCUGGUUUUGGGAACGGCGGCGGCUUCAAAGGCCUCAGCAGUCUGACCAACGGAAACAGCAUCGCUCCGUCCUUCGGAGGGUUCUCGUCUCCGUCUGCAACCACUGCUACCCCCGGUGAGGACCGUCUCAGUGUGAAUGUGCUGAUUAUUGGCUGAUUAUUGGCUGAUUAUUAACAAUAUGAGCGUUUGUUUCAGUCACCAGAGGCUUCCUGUGGUUCUGAGUUGUGACGUGAAGUCGGAGAGCAGCUGUCUGCUUCAUGCUGCACAUUCACAGAGAAACAGUUUUAUUCAGACUAACCGACAUCAUCCUCUGGUCGGUGUGAUGAAGCUGCUGCUGUGACACACGUGCACAUCUCUCAUUUUAAAGCUGUGGACAGUUUUGUU
Morone saxatilis (striped sea-bass) is the source of this 857-nucleotide messenger RNA. It is a transcript of the gene nup50, whose product is annotated as nucleoporin 50. Bases 30 to 629 code for a protein of 199 amino acids. NCBI's taxonomy places the organism in Eukaryota, Metazoa, Chordata, Actinopteri, Moronidae. The record is from RefSeq and is a predicted model, not a curated record. The transcript has 4 exons. Gene Ontology annotation, cellular component: nuclear pore.